This is a messenger RNA of Episyrphus balteatus (marmalade hoverfly), 2387 nucleotides long. It is a transcript of the gene Snx17, whose product is annotated as sorting nexin-17. Gene Ontology annotation, cellular component: early endosome. The transcript is spliced from 7 exons. Gene Ontology annotation, molecular function: phosphatidylinositol binding. Gene Ontology annotation, biological process: intracellular protein transport. The coding region runs from base 651 to 2168 and encodes 505 amino acids. The record is from RefSeq and is a predicted model, not a curated record. Lineage: Eukaryota; Metazoa; Arthropoda; Insecta; Diptera; Syrphidae.
UCUCACACGCUACUCUCCUGAUUAAAAUAUAAAUUUUUUUGCUUAUUUGUUGUUUUAAAACAAAAAUGAAACAAAUCAAUCAAUCAGUCGAUGUGUAAUCAAUAGGUAUCCAUUCAAUUUCAUUAAAACCUAUUCAUAAAUAGAAGUAGCUUAUUAGUAUAUGUGUCAAUUUUUGCCAAUAUUCAAAACAAAUAAUUAAAAAAAAAAUCCAUUGAUUGUGUCUACACUGAAAGUGAAUUGAAGAAAAUUAAAAAGAAGAAAAGCAAGCAUAUAAAGAAAAGACAAAAAAAAAAACGUCUCCAUCUCCAGCCACAAGAAGAACACAGUGAAGUAGUAUAUUUUCUCCUCUGCACACCACCUCCAUGGCUUGAACAACAAAAAGAAAAAAGAUCAAAUCAAAAAAGUAAGUACUUUCAAGGGAUCAUUGUCAGUCAGCAUUGUCUUCUUCUUUCUUGUCUUCUUUGCCUUUCUUGCACUUGCACUCUUGCCCACCCCACAACCAGCAAAAAAUAGAAAAUACAAAUUUCCAACUUGUAAAACACGAUUUAUUAUCCGUCUUCUUGCAGCAACACAACGAACCUGUGUUAAUUGAUAAAUUCAUCAAUUAGUUUUUUUCUUAAAUCAACUUGCAACUUAAAUAAACCAAAAAUAUGCACUUUUCAAUUCCGGACACACAGGAAUUCUUCAAUGACACAACUGGUUCCACCUACACAGGUUUUAAUAUACACAUAAAUGGCAGUUUCCAUUGCUGUUUGCGUUUCAAACAACUGCACAGCCUUCACGAACAAUUGAAACGCUCUCUAGCAGCAUCCAGCAGCACUUCCAAUGUCACUCUUCCAUCAUUUCCCCCCAAAAAGUUGCUUCCUUUGACAAACAAUCAAAUCGAAGCACGAAGAAUUGCUCUAGAACAUUAUGUACAGAUUGUCGGGCAGGACCCGAUCAUAUCCAAAUCAGAGCUAUUGCGUACAUUCCUCUUAAGCGCACAACAAGAAUCUGCAUCGAUUGAUACCCGCGAGACUACCAUCGAUGUACAUUUAAUGAAUGGAUUUCGAAUAUCGGUGAAUUGUUAUACAAAUGAGUACUCACUGAAGGUGCUGUCGAAGGCGUGCCAAAAUAUAGACUUGCCAUGUAGCUAUAUAAAUUAUUUUUCAUUAUUUUUGAUGCGAAAAGAUAAGGAUGGGGGCGUCAUUCUUAUAAGGAAAUUAAUGGACUUUGAAUCACCUUACAUAUCACAACGGAUAGCUGAGGAUUGCCAAAUUGUUAUAAGAAAAAGUUACUGGGAUCCGUGCUAUGAUAUACAACUGAUGCAAGAUAAAAUUGCUUUAAACUUACUUUUUAUACAAACCAUAAGUGAUAUCGAAAGAGACUGGAUAAUUGUUGGACCUGAUGUUAAAAAAGAACUCCGAAACCUACAAGAGCGAGGAAAUAAAAAAGAAUACAUCGAAAUAGCAAGAAAUCUUCCUUCAUACGGAUGUGUGCAGUUUUCCAGCGCUGUAGUUGACUAUCCCGAACCUAAUAAUAUAGCAGUUAUAACAGUUGGUAAUCGCGAACUAAGUAUUCGAUCUCAUUUAGGUCAAAAAAUUCAUGAAACCAAAUUCCGUGUUACUCGAAUGCGUUGCUGGCGAGUAACAACUAUUCAUAAUAACGAAGAAGAAAACACUUCAUCAUUAGAUAACUCAACGCAAAGUCUCGAAUUGUCUUUCGAGUAUCUCAUGUCCAAAAAUUGCCUAAAAUGGAUAACAAUUGCUAGUGAUCAAGCAAUGCUUAUAUCUGUUUGCCUCCAAGGCAUGGUAGACGAACUAAUUCAUCAAAAAGAUGGAAAUCAAUAUAUUUAUAAAUCCGAUACUGUGCCCUACCAACCAAUGUGCUAUAUUCGACGAGAUGGUAGCUCAGCUAAUCAAAUAUGCGAUUCUAGCUCAUCGGAUACGCUCUCUAGUUUGGUAUGCCAUAAAAUAUUUCUUAAAAAUUUAAAGAAUUUCUUUCUCAAACUUGUUUGCUAUUUUUAUUCGCAGAAUAACGACAUCGAUAUGCCAAUUCAAUCGCAAUCAAACUUCCUAUCAAUGAGACGUAAGAUUAAAAAUAAAAUGUCUACAACGGUGUUCUUCCGCAAUGGUCGCGAAUCAGUGCAUAAUGAAGCAUUUGAGGGUAUCGGCGAUGAUGAUCUUUAAGCAAUAAAACUGCAAAGUAGAUGGGAAUUCCCUUGCAACCGGAUGGCAAUGAAAUGAUGAUGAUGACAGAGCAGCCAUAAAAAUUAUUUAUAAGACAAAAUAACAAAACAAAAACAAAAAAAUUACUGAGGGACAUUUUUAAUAUUACUUUUAUUAUUGUUAUUAAUAUAAUCAAUGGAAAAUUAUAUAUAUAAGUAUAUACAACAUGCAAUGUUUAAA